GCGUCACGUGGGCGCGUGUCGAAGGUCACGGCGCCCACAAUGGAGCUGUCGCCGUACGCGCAGGGCGGGUGGCGGCUGCUGGGCGACCCCCGCCGCUUCCCCCGCCGCCCGUUCGCCGCCCUCCUCCGCGCCGCCUUCCGCAGCCUCCUGGAUCACCCGCAGGCCGGGCUGGACGAUCCAGACCUGAAAGAUAUUGACCCUUCAGUAUUAAAACAUUGCCAUGCUGCGGCUGCAAUGUGUAUUCUGGAGGCAGGGAGGCAGAAAGCUGACAUAUCUGCUAUAAGCACAUGCCUAGAAGACUGCAAACUGGAUAAAGAGAGAAUUGAACAAUUUUGCACCGAAUAUCAGAAAAACAAGGAUGCAUUGGAAAUCCUAUUGGGAAGAGCAGUGAUUCGGGAUCACACCCAGAUGUUAGUUUUAGUUGUACAAUGGAGCAAUUACAGGUACUUCUAUUUAGCCAAAAUGCACCGAACAACCAGAAUCAAAAUAACCGAGCUAAACCCCCAUCUCAUGUGCGUGCUCUGCGGCGGGUACUUCAUUGAUGCAACAACCAUCAUAGAGUGCCUCCACUCCUUCUGUAAGACCUGUAUCGUGCGUUACUUGGAGACCAGCAAGUAUUGUCCUAUCUGUGAUGUCCAAGUUCACAAAACUCGACCGCUUUUGAAUAUAAGGUCAGAUAAAACUCUCCAAGAUAUUGUAUACAAGCUAGUACCAGGCCUUUUCAAAAAUGAAAUGAAAAGAAGAAGGGAUUUUUAUGCUGCUCAUCCGUCGGCUGAUGCUGCCAAUGGCUCUAAUGAAGACAGGGGAGAAGUGGCUGAUGAAGACAAAAGAAUUAUAACAGACGACGAGAUAAUAAGCUUAUCCAUUGAAUUCUUUGACCAGAAUAGACUGGAGCGAAAAGGAAAUAAAGAGAAAGAAAAAUCAAAGGAAGAGGUGAAUGACAAAAGAUACUUGCGCUGCCCAGCAGCAAUGACAGUGAUGCAUCUAAGAAAGUUCCUGCGGAGUAAGAUGGAUAUACCUAACACUUUCCAGAUUGAUGUGAUGUAUGAAGAGGAGCCACUGAAGGACUAUUACACCCUAAUGGAUAUUGCCUAUAUCUAUACCUGGAGGCGGAAUGGGCCUCUGCCCUUGAAAUACCGAGUCCGACCUACUUGCAAGAGGAUGAAGAUCAGUCACCAGAGGGAAGGCUUGAAUAAUAGUGGGGAGCUGGAAAGUGACUCUGGGAGCGACAAGGCGAGCAGCCCAGCAGGAGGCAUCCCCUCCACCUCCUCCUGUUUGCCCAGCCCCAGCACACCAGUCCAGUCUCCUCACCCCCAGUUCCCCCACAUCUCCAGCACCAUGAAUGGCACCAGCAGCAGCCCCAGCAGUAACCACCAGUCCUCCUUUACCAACAGAGCUCGGAAAACAUCAAUAAAUGGCUCCUCAGCCACUUCAUCUGGUUGAUGUGCCAACCAGGCUACCACCCUCGCCCCUCCUUUAUAUAGAUCUCUCCAUGCCAUUACAGCUUUAUAGAUGCUAAUCCAUGUGACUAUCAUCCAAAUUGCUUUCUUUUGUAGUAACACUGAACUUGGCUAUGAAAGGCGGACUAGGUGACAUUCGGGAUGGACCUUAAUGGAAACACAAGAUUGAAAUGUAAAUUGUUUUCAGAGGACUGGGAAGCAAACAAAAGUUACACCUUCACCUGUUCUGAAUGAUGUGGAGUUGUUUCUGUCCCCAUCAUCUGGAGCCAGGAGUCUCCAGAAGUCAAUACAAAUCCUGGGAAGUAGUUUGUUAAUCCAGACUAACUCCUCCAUUGCGUUCUCUUCGAUUGUUAUUGUUCUUAUACUGUUUUGUGAACCUGUAGAAAGCAAGUGCUUUUUCAUCUUGAAAUCCAACAAAAUUGAAAGAAUAUGCAUAGAAAAAUGCAUAUAUGUAGCCAUGUCACUGUGAAUAACAAUUUUUGCGUAUUAGCCAUUUUGAUUCUUAUGUUGCAUCUUUAACUUCUCUGUUGCUGCGCAGAACCGAUCAAAAGAAAACUUCAGUUUUACAAUCUGUAUGCCUAAAAGCGGGUAUUACCGUUUUAUUUACUGACUUGUUUAAAUGAUUCGCUUUUGUAAGAAUCAGAUGGCAUUAUGCUUAUUGUACAAUGCCAUAUUGGUAUAUGACAUAACAGGAAACAGUAUUGUAUGAUAUAUUUAUAAAUACUAUAAAGAAAAUAUUGUGUUUCAUGCACUCAUGAUAUGGUUGUUAAAUUUCUAAACUGGUUCGACCCUUGCAGAUGCCGCCUGUUUGAGCUUUGCUCAUACUGCAAGAAACACGUUGUGUGUGAGAGCUACAGUAUUGGGAAAGCACAUUCAAGUCUCUGAUAACCUGGAGGCAAUUGGCGAUCUUAAAAGGAUUUUACUUGCUUUGUCUUUUUUAUUUUUUUUUUCUUCCAAGUGGAAUUUUUUUACUUUACCAAAUGUUGAAGUGAUACA
Oenanthe melanoleuca is the source of this 2456-nucleotide messenger RNA. RefSeq names its product BMI1 proto-oncogene, polycomb ring finger (gene BMI1). The record is from RefSeq and is a predicted model, not a curated record. NCBI's taxonomy places the organism in Eukaryota, Metazoa, Chordata, Aves, Passeriformes, Muscicapidae. Gene Ontology annotation, molecular function: promoter-specific chromatin binding. Gene Ontology annotation, cellular component: PRC1 complex. Gene Ontology annotation, biological process: negative regulation of transcription by RNA polymerase II; sodium ion transport. Bases 40 to 1443 code for a protein of 467 amino acids. The transcript has 15 exons.